CAGGAGAACUUCUCCGUUAACUGUAGUGUAUGGCACUUGAGUGCGACUGCCCCUUCCUAAAUAUGAACACCUGUCUUUCAGCCUAGGACAUGAACGCCUCUUCAGAAAACGCACAUUUCGAGGGCAGUAACGCCAGACCCUUUUUUUAUGUGCACGCCAUGGGCCAGCAGCCUUACCUGAGUCCGUGGUGCCAGAGUCCCACCUGUAAUCCAUUCUCUGUUCCUGGGGCAGGUUUCAGAAAUGGAAGUCUGUAUUUUCCAUAUUCAGUGGUACUCAGUGAGUAUCCUGGCUUCCUUGUUCGUCAGUCACCAUUGCCCACUACACUUAACCGACGACCUAUGUUUUAUAACACAGCACAUUUCCAGCACUGUAGUGGCUAUGGAAAGAAAAAGAAAAUGAGAGAGACUCAGACUGAACCUCAGCAGGCUGAGAACAUGACUCAGAAACAAGACACCCACUCAGAAUGUGAUAUGGUGACCAGUAUCCCUACUUCUAAUAUUGACAUAGAAAUGGACGACAUUCCUGAAGAAACAGAUGGCGUUUUGUCUUCUGUUGCCCAGAAGAGGGAGCUACAUGGUAAGAGCCCUUCUAAUAACAGCCUGUAUAGGACAUCACCUCAAGGAAGCUAUGCAUCUGAGAAAGAGAAAAUGAGGCUAGAACAGAGCAAAGGAUCCCUUGUAACGCAGUUCUUGAAGACUUUGAAGGAAACUAUGCGUUUGUAUGACCUAGCUUAUGGUAAAGCCAUGCCAGAGAAGAUGGUGCAGGACAACAGGAUUUCACAGAGUUCUUGGGAAAAUAGAACUUUCCCUCAUGAGGGUACAGAGGGCAUUACAUGUAAAGAUGAAGAAAGCACUGUCUGGUUGGAGCAGUGUCAUGAUGUAAGACAUGAUGAUGUGGUAAAGUUGGGCUCCAUCAUGAAUAUGAACUUGGGUAAAGAAAAAAGCUAUGCAGCUGCUCCCCAAUUCCUAUCUUCUCCAGAUGAGGCAAAAGACAGAGAUAGAAUCCAGGAUACCCUGAACUCAAAUCUGUGCCUGUCUUCUGGAGAUGGCAAUAAGCUCCAGCAGGAAAGGCCGGUCUGCUCCAGCAAUAAAGCCAUUGAGGACCUGAGCCUACAGUCCAAUCCCAGAGUCCCCUUCGCAUUGAGGAAAGCAUGCUAGACAAUGGUAGUGGGGGCCAUGGCUUCCCUGUGAACAUGAAUGAAGUUGAAGUGAUACAGAGCAACAGCUACCCUGAGAAUUAUGUCCCUCCUCCUAUCUCGCUGGCCAAGUUCAACCAGGCUGAUGGAGGCAUUCAGUGUGAUAUGAGCCGGUGGCAGGAUGCAGAGCUGGAGCAAUCCUCUGAGCAAAUGCUUUCCAAAGAUGAGUCAUGACCAGACUACAAAACUAAGGGAUCACAGAGAAAGUCAAUCAGGAAUAGGAAAUUGAACACAAAUGAAGAAAAAAUGAUCAUAAAUGAUGAGAUUGAGGAGGAGUAUCAUGAGAACUUCAAAAAGUGUGCCAAAAUUAAAAAGACUGUGAAAGGCAGAAAGCAGAAAACCCUGAGCAACUUCUCAAGUGGUAACAUAGUGUAUUUGUUGAAGAAAAUGCUGCCUUGAACACUGUUCUUCCCGAGGAUUCAGAAGACUGUGAGUUGGAAGAGGAAGUUGAAGGUGAAAUGUAUGAGGUAGAAUGCCUCUUUGAAGAAGUUAGUCCACCAGACCCUAUGAAUUCCUCAAAAAGAAGGAUUUAUUGCAAUGCCAGCAGGAUAAUCAGGAUGCCACCUGAGUGGUCUCUCCCUCCUCAACUUAUCGUCUGGCCCACCAGAAAUAAGGACAGGUUAAAGCAUGUUGAAUAUGAGAGCAUCCCUAUGGUGUAUGAAGUGACAGGACAGGAUGGCAGGAUCCAAAGGGAAUGUAUGAUGGCCAUGCAGA
Neofelis nebulosa (Clouded leopard) is the source of this 1909-nucleotide messenger RNA. RefSeq lists its product as uncharacterized. Bases 90 to 1157 code for a protein of 355 amino acids. The record is from RefSeq and is a predicted model, not a curated record. The transcript is spliced from 2 exons. Lineage: Eukaryota; Metazoa; Chordata; Mammalia; Carnivora; Felidae.